AUGGCCACUCAGCUCGCUUCACUGCCCGAGGUCGAGCGCCUCAGUCCGGUCUGCAUUCGUAUCUUGGGCGGCAACCCGGGUAAAUUCACACUACAAGGUACAAACACAUAUCUGCUUGGCCGGGGCAAUCGUCGCAUAUUGAUUGAUACCGGCGAGGGCAUGCCGUCCUGGAUAACAGCUCUCAAAUCCACCCUGGAAAAGGAGCAGGCCACCAUUGAGACUGUUCUGAUCACACAUUGGCACCGAGACCAUCAGGGUGGCAUUCGACAUCUGCUGGACCUUUACCCGGAUUCUAAAAUAUUCAAGAACCAGCCCGACGAGAGCCAAUUGGACAUCGAGGAUGGUCAAAAGUUCGUCGUCGACGGAGUCAGCCUCACGGCUGUCUUCACUCCGGGACACACGGUGGACCAUAUGGUCUUUGUAUUGGAGGAGGAGGACGCCAUGUUUACAGCAGACAAUGUGCUGGGCCAAGGAACAGCGGUGUUCGAAGACCUAGCGACAUACCUCAACAGCCUGGAGAAAAUGCGGCAUCUGUUCAAGGGCAGAGCGUACCCAGGUCACGGGCCGGUAAUUGAUAGUGGCCCAGCUAAGAUUUCCGAGUAUAUCAACCACAGAAAAACAAGAGAGGAGCAGGUUAUCCGUACGCUACGGACUCAAAGAGAUGUUGAUGCCGCAGAGGGCCGGCCAGACGCAUGGACACCCAUGGAGCUGGUUAAGAUUAUAUAUCACGACGUCCCAGAGGAAUUGCAUGUUCCAGCAUGUAGCGGAGUUAUACAAAUUCUCAACAAGCUUGAGAAGGAAGAAAGAGUCUCACAAAGCGAUGAAAGAUGGAUAUGGAAGGAUAGAUCAUCUCUGUAG
Messenger RNA from Colletotrichum truncatum, 858 nucleotides. RefSeq names its product metallo-beta-lactamase domain-containing protein. Gene Ontology annotation, biological process: secondary metabolite biosynthetic process. NCBI's taxonomy places the organism in Eukaryota, Fungi, Ascomycota, Sordariomycetes, Glomerellales, Glomerellaceae. The record is from RefSeq and is a predicted model, not a curated record.